AAGGAGAAUCAAAAAUCACCACUGGAGUUCCGAGCGCUUGCUUUUCACCACCGGACCCCACAAUCCCAAUCAUUCGUUUUUAACUCCUCGUUGCCAAUCCUCACCAGAUACCCCUUUUGUUAGUAGUCCGUGAGAUAGUUUGGCGCCAUGGAGGGACAAUUUGACGACGCCGCACAAGAUCGAGUGCGUGCCGCCGUCGAGUUCCUCGACCCAAGUGAUGCUAGAGCGCGCAGUUAUCGAGCUGAUAUCCUGUUGAUGUUGAACCGGGGAUUGCGCCGAUUGAUAGUUAGCAUCGAUGAAAUCCGAGCGCAUAACCGUGAAAUGGCCGAUGGCCUUCUCACAUCGCCUUACGAACACGCCGAAGCCUUCGAAAAAGCCCUCAAAGAGAUUAUCAAGACCUUGCCGCAACGGCCGUCCAGGGAAACGGCAGAUGACGUGAACUACCAUUGCGGUUUUGUCGGCGCAUUUGGAGAAUUUUCUUGCAACCCUAGGACGUUGGGAUCUUCCCAUUUGAACCGGAUGAUCUCCCUCGAAGGUAUUGUCACAAAGUGCUCCUUGGUCCGUCCCAAGGUCAUACAGAGUGUGCAUUGGAGCGAACGCGGCCAGAAGUUCCUCACGAGGAAAUACGUCGAUGCGACCAUGACCGCCAGUGGGGCCACGAGCAUGAGCAUCUAUCCCCAGGAAGACGACGAGAAGAAUCCGCUCGUCACAGAGUACGGUUUCUCCACGUAUAUGGAUCACCAGACGAUCUCGAUUCAAGAAAUGCCCGAGAGAGCCCCGGCUGGCCAACUGCCUCGAAGCGUGGAUGUGAUCGUUGACGAUGAUUUGGUUGAUCGCGCCAAACCAGGAGACAGAAUUCAGUUGGUGGGAAUCUACCGCUCUCUGGGUAACCGGAACGCAUCCUCCACCUCUGCGACGUUCCGCACACUUGUCCUAGCAAACAACAUCAUUCAGCUGUCCUCGAAGUCCGGCGGAGGAAUCGCGCAGGCAACCAUCACCGACACCGACAUCCGCAACAUCAACAAGGUUUCCAAGAAGAAGGGCGUCUUCGAAUUGUUGUCACACUCUCUUGCCCCUAGUAUAUAUGGACACGACUACAUCAAGAAGGCGAUCUUGCUUAUGCUGUUGGGUGGUAUGGAGAAGAACCUGGACAACGGCACACAUCUGCGUGGUGAUAUCAACAUUCUCAUGGUCGGUGAUCCGUCCACUGCCAAGUCUCAGCUGCUUCGUUUCGUCUUGAACACCGCCCCGCUUGCAAUUGCGACUACCGGUCGAGGAUCUUCCGGUGUCGGUCUUACAGCUGCCGUCACAUCCGACAAGGAGACUGGCGAGCGGAGACUUGAGGCCGGUGCAAUGGUUCUUGGUGAUCGUGGUGUGGUCUGUAUUGAUGAGUUCGAUAAGAUGAGUGAUGUCGAUCGGGUGGCUAUCCAUGAAGUAAUGGAACAGCAAACAGUCACAAUCGCGAAGGCCGGUAUCCACACGAGUUUGAACGCCCGGUGCAGUGUCCUGGCAGCUGCCAACCCGAUCUAUGGACAAUAUGACCCCCACAAGGACCCCCACAAGAACAUCGCACUGCCAGACUCUCUGCUGUCGCGUUUUGAUUUGCUCUUCGUUGUGACGGAUGAUAUCGAGGAUUCCAGGGACAGAAUGGUCUCGGAGCAUGUUUUGCGUAUGCACCGCUACCGCCAGCCCGGCACCGAGGAAGGCGCUCCUGUUCGCGAGCAGCUUCAUCAAACACUCGGUGUCGGCCUCGAGGACACUCAAGACUCAAACCAACCGACUGACGUUUACGAGAAGUUCAAUGUCAUGCUGCACGCCGGCAUGGCCAACAUGAGCCGGAGCAAGGGAAAGAAUAUCGAGAUUCUGAGUAUCCCCUUCAUCAAGAAGUACAUCCAAUACGCCAAAUCCCGAGUCAAGCCUGUCUUGACCAAGGGAGCCGCUGACCACAUUGUCACAACCUAUUCUGCUCUGAGAAACGACGAGCUGUCCGGUAACCAGCGCAGAACAUCCCCCAUCACCGCUCGUACCCUGGAAACUCUGAUCCGUUUGUCCACGGCUCACGCCAAGUCACGCCUCUCCAACAGAGUUGAGGAGCGGGAUGCAAAAGUUGCAGAGUCCAUCCUUAGGUUCGCCAUGUUCAAGGAAAUCCUUGAAGAUGAGCGCCGGAAGAGAAGAAAGGUCGCUUCAUUCGACGAAGAUUCCGAGAGCAGCGAAUCCGAUUCUGAUGACGACAAUACCCCGGCACAAACGUCUAGCGCUACCCCUCGAUCCAUCAGGAGAACCGGCCUGCGAACCCGUGGAGCCAAUGCUCGUUCUGGCACAAACGAGGACACGGAAAUGGACGCGGACGGAGAUGCUGUCUCCGAGGAUGGGGAUGGUUUGUACAGUUCCAGCCCUCGCGGUCAACGGCUCCGUUCUAGUCAAACAACCCGCACGCAGACACAGACACAGAGCCAAUCCCGGAUGUCUGUGGCUUCAUCUCAGCCCGAAUCACAGCUCGUCCAAUCCCAGACGGACAACUCGCAGUCGCAGACGGCUAGUGCUUCAUCUCAACCGAUCCAGCCCGCUCGCUUGAUGGUCUUCCGCCAAGCUCUGGGCCCGCUGAUGGGCACUCGACUAUUCACUCAUGGUGAUACCGCCGACGUCGAAGCACUCAUUGGAGCCGUGAACACUGCGCUGCGCAGCACACCCUCGCUCGGCGAGCCACACGUCUUCCAGCGAGCGGAAGCAAUCCAAGCCCUGAGGGCUAUGAACGAGAGAAACGAAUUGAUGUACCUCGAAGGUGACGAAACCAUCUACAGAAUUUAAUCAAAAACCAAUGGAGUUCAUUCAACAAGAUCACACGACAUAGAAAUGGAAAUGGAUACUUGACUGCGGAAUCCGGACAGCGCAUGCGCAUGAUUUUUCUUUAUUCUUCGGGCCCGAAUACAUAAAUCUCUCUUUAUUAAUGAACGAAUCGUUUGGCGUCUUGGAUAGUUUUCUUUUUCUUUUAUUCCUCUCAAUAUCAUUUCUUUUGCUCGAAUCUUACGGAGUACUAGUCCAUAGUUACCAUCGAAUCAAUGUACGACCCCUGACAUUAGGCCCGG
Aspergillus sclerotioniger CBS 115572 is the source of this 3086-nucleotide messenger RNA. RefSeq names its product MCM DNA helicase complex subunit MCM3. Gene Ontology annotation, biological process: DNA strand elongation involved in DNA replication; DNA replication; double-strand break repair via break-induced replication. Gene Ontology annotation, cellular component: nucleus; MCM complex. Lineage: Eukaryota; Fungi; Ascomycota; Eurotiomycetes; Eurotiales; Aspergillaceae. Gene Ontology annotation, molecular function: single-stranded DNA helicase activity; single-stranded DNA binding; ATP hydrolysis activity. The coding region runs from base 148 to 2808 and encodes 886 amino acids. The record is from RefSeq and is a predicted model, not a curated record. The transcript is spliced from 8 exons.